GUUGAGGGGUUAGAAAUGGGAGCCAUUGGUGGAGAAGAGUUGAUGAAGUGGGAGAAAAUGCAAGGGGGUGGAGAAGAGAAGAUCUUGGUGUUAGUGAGAUUGAGGCCACUGAGUGAAAAAGAGAUUUCGAGGAAUGAAGUUUCAGAUUGGGAAUGCAUCAAUGAGACUACGGUUUUGUAUAGGAACAGCAUUCAGGAGCGAUCUGGGUUUCCGAGUGCUUAUACAUUUGACAGCGUAUUCAGGGGUGACUGCUCAACAAGAGAAGUGUACGAGGCAGGAACGAAAGACAUUGCACUUUCAGUUGUUAGCGGUAUCAAUUCAACUAUUUUUGCGUAUGGACAAACCAGCAGUGGAAAGACAUACACCAUGAAUGGAAUCACAGAGUAUACUGUGGCGGAUAUUUAUGAUUAUAUACAAAAGCAUGAAGAACGAGCAUUUGUUUUGAAGUUUUCUGCUAUAGAAAUCUACAAUGAAGUUGUUCGCGACCUCCUCAGCUCAGAUAAUUCUCCCCUAAGACUGCUUGAUGAUCCUGAGAAAGGAGUUAUUGUUGAAAAACUCACAGAAGAAACUCUGAGAGAUUGGAGUCAUCUCAAGGAGCUCCUAUCCAUCUGUGAAGGUCAAAGACAAAUCGGGGAGACUUACCUGAAUGAAACAAGCUCGAGAUCUCAUCAAAUUCUUAGAUUGACAAUUGAAAGCUCUGCUCGCGAGUUUAUAGGGAAGGACAACAAAACGACCCUAGCUGCUAGUGUGAACUUUGUUGACCUUGCUGGAAGUGAGCGUGCAUCUCAGGCAUUAUCUGUUGGUCAAAGACUGAAGGAAGGCUGUCACAUAAACCGUAGUUUACUCACUUUAGGAACUGUCAUUCGCAAGUUAAGUAAGGGGAGAAAUGGUCACAUCAACUACAGGGAUUCUAAGCUAACGCGUAUUCUGCAGCCUGCCUUGGGUGGCAAUGCUAGAACUGCUAUAAUAUGCACAUUAAGCCCUGCAAGAAGUCAUGUUGAGCAAUCACGAAAUACUCUCUUAUUUGCUUGUUGUGCGAAGGAAGUAACCACCAACGCACAAGUCAAUGUGGUUAUGUCUGACAAGGCUUUGGUGAAGCACUUACAGAAAGAGUUGGCUAGAUUAGAGAGUGAACUGAGAACACCUGGAACUUGUUGUGAUCAUGUGGCACUGCUAAGGAAAAAAGAUGUGCAGAUCGAAAAGCUGGAGAAAGAGAUUAAAGAACUAACAAAACAACGUGAUCUUGCUCAAUCACGGGUUGAGGAUUUGCUGCAGAGGAAUGAAAAUGAUCAGCAUUCUAGCAAUAUGCUCAAAUGCAGUAGUUAUUCAUCUAAACCCCUGGAAGAAACCACUUGUGACAAUGAAUGCUCGGUAUCUGGGUCAGAAAAUGGAGAAAACUCUGUUUCGUCUCAUCUACAGCAGAGAAAGGAACUUGCAAUUGGGAGUGAAGAUGAAACAGAUGAGCAUUGCAAGGAAUUUCGCUGUAUAGAAAUGGAUGAGUCUUGUACAGAUCAUGCUUCUGAAUUAUUUGAGUUACCUAACAGCAAUAAUCGAAUGUUGCCAGUGUCCAGAGAUGCACCAGAUUCUGAUCACGAGUUAUCACCACCCUCACCUAUAAGAAAUUAUUUCAUUCAGGGAGCAACAGAGCAGGAAAUGAAGGAUUCUAGAAGCCUGGGGUUAACCAGAAGCAGAAGCUGUAGAGCCAAUGUUAUGUCUGAUUCGUUUUCAUCUGACCCUGAGAUCGUUGGACAAUGCGAGACAACCCCACCCAAUGGAUUGGAGAAAGACUUCCCCGGAAGACCUGAAGGCUUCCAAAGGAAACACCGGAAGCAACCUCCGGUGGGUUAUGAUGCAAACAACCCUAAACUGUCGAGAAACGAUUCACAGUCUUCCAACGGUACAGCUUUCAUAGACGAGCUUAACAGCACGAGCAGUGCCCCUGGCGAGGAGGGAAUUCCAAGCGUUGACACAUUUGUUGCUGGUCUGAAGGAAAUGGCUAAGCUUCAUCAGGUUGAAGAGGCAGGUAUGCAGGAUACUCGGUCCAUAAGAAGUGUCAAAGACGUAGGAUUGGAUCCACUGGUGGAUCCUUUGGAUUGGCCUCUCGAGUUUGAAAGGCUGCAGAAACGGAUAAUUGAACUUUGGCAGACUUGCAAUGUAUCAUUGAUCCACAGGACAUACUUUUUCCUGCUGUUUAAAGGUGACCCAAUGGACUCCAUUUACAUGGAGGUAGAGGUUAGAAGGCUUUCCUUCCUCAAGGAAUCAUUUGCCAAUGGAAGCCCUGCUGUCCAAGGUGGUAAAAUACUCACACUUGCAUCAAGCCUUAAGGCUCUUCGACGUGAGAGAGAGAUGCUUCGGAGGCUCAUCCAUAAACGGCUAAUGGGAGAUGAAAGGCACUCCAUCUACCACAAAUGGGGCAUUACACUGAACUCGAAGCGAAGGAGACAUAAUCUAGCUCACCGCGUGUGGAGUAACACUGACACGAAUCAUGUAACAGAGAGCGCCGCGAUUGUUGCUAAGCUGAUUGGUUUCUCCGAGCAAGGAGAGGCUCUCAAAGAGAUGUUUGGGCUUAGCUUCACUCCUCCACGCAUGAGCCGGAGAUCCUUUGGCUGGAGAAAUAGCAUGGCAUCACUCCUAUGAGUGGUGUGCAAAAUGCAAAUAGCUAUAUAGAGUGGUAGAUCAGACAUGAGAGAUGAAAGUUAACCCUUUUUUUUCAAGACAUAUGGGAUAUCCUAACCCCUCAGAUCAUUGAAUUUGUGAGUACUGUUGAUUGGUUAGUUUAGGAUAUAUUAUAGGAGCCUAUGUUCUGUAGUAGACUCAGUCUUCAUUUGGGAACCAUUUUGUUCUAUUUUCAUCAGUGGUAUUAAUGUGUAUAGAGAGAACUUGUUCUGUUGAAUUGAAUUACAAAAAUAGUAUGGUUAGUUUAGUUAGUUGGUGUUGAUU
Molecule: messenger RNA, 2940 nt
Organism: Ipomoea triloba (trilobed morning glory)
Lineage: Eukaryota; Viridiplantae; Streptophyta; Magnoliopsida; Solanales; Convolvulaceae
Product: kinesin-like protein KIN-7E
Exons: 13
Coding region: 16-2637 (873 amino acids)
Biological process (GO): microtubule-based movement
Molecular function (GO): microtubule motor activity; microtubule binding; ATP binding
Source: RefSeq, a predicted model, not a curated record